AUGCUGAAAUGGCUGAAUGAAGUCACCUCGGUCGGAGUGGUGUCCGACAAGUGCGACGAUGGUCGAGAAGAGUUUGAGGGCAACGACGAUAACAUGAUGAUCGACUUGAUCUUGGCCGAGGUGGAGGCAAAAGUGGCUGCUUUCGAAACAGAACAGUGCGACGAUGGUCGAGAAGAGUUUGAGGGCAACGACGAUAACAUGAUGAUCGACUUGAUCUUGGCCGAGGUGGAGGCAAAAGUGGCUGCUUUCGAAACUGAACAGGAACUGCGAAAGUCUCAGGAAUGUCUACAGAAACGAAUUCCUGAUUAUUCAUGGCUAAUUAGCGACGUGUCGCAAAAACCGAAGAAAUACUUGACAAUGACCGAACGUAGUCGACUGACCAGAGCAUGUGAACGAAUACGAGCUAGCGAAUGGUCGAAACUGAUCAACCUGUGGAAAGCACGUUCCAAGACGGUUUCUUCACGUGACCACAUUUUCGACUGCUUUAUCUCGUCCGUUCACGAAGUGAUUCUCUCACGACCACGUGCUGCGACCGUUGGCGAUGUCGUCAGGAAGUACAUCAGAAGCGCGAGCAGUGUUAAUGCGGUAUCCGAUUCGCCUCGACCCAAUGGAUCAACUCGUUCUCUUGCACAGCUAUCGUUCCGCGAACUCAACGAUGUGGUCUAA
This is a messenger RNA of Ostertagia ostertagi, 666 nucleotides long. The record is from the annotation of a GenBank genome assembly. Lineage: Eukaryota; Metazoa; Nematoda; Chromadorea; Rhabditida; Trichostrongylidae.